AUGGCGACGUCUGCGAGCGAUACCACGAACUCGUUGUGUCAGUUUAUCGUUUUGCGGAAGGAUUUGGGACGGAAUCAGAGAUGGCCGCUGGGCGCGCUGAGCGCGCAGGUCGCGCACGCGUCGGUGGCGGCGAUCUGGAAGUACAGGGAGAACGCGUCGACGAUUGCGUACUGCGAGGACGCGGCGAACAUGCGUAAGGUUGUGCUGGAGACGAAGAACGAGAACCAAUUGAGGGCGCUCGGGGAACAGUUGACGGCGGCGGGGGUGGAGCACUGCGUGUGGAUUGAACAGCCGGAGGACGUGGCGACGGCGCUGGCGACGCGGCCGUACGAUAAGGAAGAUAUCGGGCAUUUAUUUAAGAAGUGUAAUCUGGCGAAGGACGUGUGCGUUUCGCCGAGCGCGGCGCCGUAG
Molecule: messenger RNA, 411 nt
Organism: Ostreococcus tauri
Lineage: Eukaryota; Viridiplantae; Chlorophyta; Mamiellophyceae; Mamiellales; Bathycoccaceae
Product: Protein-tyrosine phosphatase, low molecular weight
Exons: 1
Coding region: 1-411 (136 amino acids)
Molecular function (GO): peptidyl-tRNA hydrolase activity
Source: RefSeq, a predicted model, not a curated record